AUGGCAAUGGAGGGUAUUGACAAGGAUGAGAACAGAAAGCGCCGAAGAAAGAUGUCAAGAAAGCUUGAAGUGGAUGCAAAAGUAGAGGUGAGGAGUAUGGAUAUUGGGUUUCAAGGAUCAUGGCACCCUGGGACAGUUACUCUGUGUGAGGAUUUGCAACGACAUGUCAGAUAUAAAAAUAGUUUGGUUGUUGACAAUGAGGUUGAUUAUCUUGAGGAGGUAGUGAUUGUUUCAAAAACUUUGGAUGGUUAUAUUGAAUCUACAAACUGCUAUGCACGCGGGUCCAUUAGGCCAUUGCCUCCUUUGGUUGAGUUUGAUAGGGGGGACCUUAUAUUUGGUUUGUGUGUUGAUGUGAAGUACCAGGAAUCUUGGUGGGAAGGUGUAAUAUUUGACCACUGUGAUGGAAUGGACAUGAGGUGUGUGUUUUUCCCUGAUUUGGGUGAUGAAAUGUUGGUUGGAAUUCAUCAGUUGCGGAUCACUCAGGACUGGAAUGAAAUCACCGAGGAGUGGACCCGGCGAGGGAACUGGGUGUUUCUUGAUUUGGUUGAAGAGCAGAAGAGGAAAUUGUUUGUCUCAGUUUCGGUUAAGCAGAUUUGGUAUGAUAUACGCAUAAAAGAGAAAUUUGAGGCGAUUAGAGAGUGGACAUGUAAUUUUAAGUACUUGUGGACAGACUUGAUAAUGGAGGUAAUUAAUCAUUACUUAUCUCCUACAGUAAAGGAAAAUUCCUCUGUCCUAAACCUUCCAGGGAGUUUAUUAAAUGAAGCACCACAGCAGGAAUUUGCUGAAGGUAUGGUUAAUGUUGACAUGAACAUGAUUUGGCCUGAUGAGGAAACUGUUGUGCAGAAAAAACAUGUCCCUCCUGUUAAAGAGACCUUACCCGAAUUUCAAAAUGAAAUUAGUCCCUGUAAUGAUAGGCCUUUUGAAGAAAGUGUAGAAGAAAGAUCCUCAAGUCAUUUAAGGUCCACUUAUUGGAAACCUGUGAAGUUUUCUAAGGUUGAGUUAUGCCCUGAUGCAGUUGGGGAAUAUCCACUUGCUUCUAAACGCGAUGUCAAGGCAUUUUGGAUGGAUAAGUUACAAAAACAUCUUGUAUGUAUUGGAUGGAAAAUCGAAUGGUCGAAUAGAUUAAAUGUUAAACGUUACAAGUAUAUUUCCCCUCCUAGGCAGGGCCAAAAGUUUUACCUUUCACUCCUUGAAGUCUGUAAAGCUAUGAAACAGGACCCCAGCAUGAACUCCUUGCAUCUCCAAAAUGACCGGAGUAUAAUGCAUCCUACGGUUGACUGUCAUCUUUCAGAUGUCCCUGCAAAUCCAGUACAAAAUAUUCAGAACCCGCAUAUCUUUCCUCCUCCAUCUUCUUCAGUUGAAGAUGCACCUGAUUGUUGUCCUGGGGCUGUCGUGCAGUAUUAUUGGAAACCUGUGAAGUUUUCUGAGGUUGAAUUAUGCCCUGAUGCUGUUCGGGAAUAUCCACUUGCUUCUAAACGCGAUGUCAGGGCAUUUUGGAUGGACAAAUUACAAAAACAUCUUGUAUGUAUUGGAUGGAAAAUUGAGUGGUCAAAUAGAUUCAAUGUUAAACGUUACAAGUAUAUUGCCCCUCAUAGGCAGGGCCAAAAGUCCUACCUUUCACUCCUUGAAGUCUGUAAAGCUAUGAAACAAGACUCCAGCUUCAACUCCUUGCAUCUCCAAAAUGACCGGAGUAUAAUGCAUCCUACGGUUGAUUGUCAUCUUUCAGACGUGCCUGCUAAUCCAGCAGAAAAAAUUCAGAAUCCAGAUACCUUUCCUCCAGUUGAAUGUACACCUGAUUAUUGUCCUGGGGCUGUUGUGCAGUACUAUCGCUUAUAUAUAUCCAAUAAGAGCCGGGCUGAAAAAAGAGAAUGGAUUCUAAAGGCAAAGAAGCAUCUAUUAGCAGAAGGAUGGGUUUUUGACUAUCCACCUCCACUAAAUAAGAGAAGGGGAAUAAUAUACAUGUCUCCGAAAAAUCGGAAAUUCUCAACACUCCAUGCAGCUUGCAAAUUUUGUAUUGAAGAAAGUAUUCCUAAUAGGAACCUUGAAUUGCAGUCGAUGGAUGAAGGUGCUUCUAGUUGUAAAUCUAAUCAAAAGAAGAAAAGAGAGAGGUAUUUAAAGGCUAACAUACCUAAGUGCCAAAGCAAGGGAUUACCUCAACAGGUGCUAAGGUCAAAUAAGAGGGUGCAAAAGGUGUCUGGCCCUGCUAAUUUACAGCAUAAGCCUCUAAAUAUUCCGUCUUAUUUGAUAGACAACAACAACAUCUUACCAAGGUCUAAGGUUUAUUAUAAAACAAAAGGCAGACACAGCAUAGUCCGUACUUUGGCCGAGGGGAAAAUAACUCACGACGGAAUCAAGUGUAACUGUUGCCUUGCAUUAUACAGUUUUGCUGGAUUUGAAAACCAUGCUAGUGGCCUCAGUACCUGCAAACCCUCUGCUAGUAUCUUUUUGCAAGAUGGUAAAUCACUCUUGGAUUGCCAGAUACAAAUGAUGCAAGAUCACAGGAAAUGGGAAGCUAGUGGAAAAUCAUUAAACGAUAUAGCUGAGAAUGACUACAUUUGUUCAGUAUGCCACUAUGGUGGUGAGCUUAUUUUAUGUGAUAAAUGUCCAUCCUCAUUCCAUAAGACGUGUCUUGGUUUGGAGGAUAUCCCCGAAGGUGACUGGUUUUGUCCAUCAUGUCGAUGUGGGAUUUGUGGCCAAAGGAAAAUUGAUGGAAAUGAGGUUGAACAUUUCCUUUCUUGCGUACAAUGUGAACAUAAAUAUCAUGUUAGGUGCCUCAAACAGGGAGCUGCAGAUACAUCAAGCAAUAAUGGAAACUGGUUCUGUGGAAAAGGCUGCGAAAAGGUAUAUGAGGGCCUUCAUAAAUUAUUAGGAGAGCCAGUUCCAGUGGCUAACAAUCUAACUUGGACAUUGGUGAAGUUUAUCGACCCCAACAGUUCUGAUCUUGGUAAUGUUGAGACUGACUUAAUGGCAGAAAGUUACAGCAAACUCAAUCUUGCUCUUUCGUUAAUGCAUGAAUGUUUUGAGCCCCUGAAGGAAUCCUUGACUAGCAGAGAUCUAGUGGAAGAUGUUAUAUUCAGCAGAUGGUCAGAGCUUAAUCGAAUAAAUUGCCAGGGUUUCUAUACUGUUCUACUUGAGAGAAACGAAGAACUGAUUAGUGUGGCAACUGUUAGGGUUCAUGGGAAGAAGGUAGCUGAAAUACCUCUUGUUGGUACCAGAUUACAAUAUCGUCGACAUGGAAUGUGUCGCAUUGUAAUAGAUGAGCUUGAAAAGAAACUCAUGCAAUUAGAUGUGGAGAGGCUGAUUUUGCCAGCGGUUCCUAGCGUGCUAGAGACAUGGACAGGCUCUUUUGGCUUUGCAGAGAUGACUAAUUCUGAGAGAUCUCAGUUUCUUGACUAUACUUUCCUAGAUUUUGAGGGUACCAUCAUGUGCCAAAAGUUGUUGAUUAACAUUGGAUCUUCAGAUUCAGUUUGUUAA
Molecule: messenger RNA, 3474 nt
Organism: Sphenostylis stenocarpa
Lineage: Eukaryota; Viridiplantae; Streptophyta; Magnoliopsida; Fabales; Fabaceae
Source: the annotation of a GenBank genome assembly